Molecule: messenger RNA, 1119 nt
Organism: Danio aesculapii
Lineage: Eukaryota; Metazoa; Chordata; Actinopteri; Cypriniformes; Danionidae
Product: gastrula zinc finger protein XlCGF57.1-like
Exons: 3
Biological process (GO): regulation of transcription by RNA polymerase II
Cellular component (GO): nucleus
Molecular function (GO): DNA-binding transcription factor activity, RNA polymerase II-specific; RNA polymerase II cis-regulatory region sequence-specific DNA binding
Source: RefSeq, a predicted model, not a curated record
CUAAAAAUUCAGUUUCUUACUUUUAUUUCAGGUCUGAUGGAGGAGACACGCCGUAAUGUCAAAACAAGAGAGAAAACCCACUCACUGAAGAGAAAAGACAAAAAAUGUUUGACCUGCACUGAGUGUGGAAAGAGUCUGAGAUGUAAACAGGGUCUCAGGAAUCACAUGAUGAUCCACACUGGAGAGAAACCGUUCACAUGUGUUCAGUGCGGGAAGAGUUUCCGACAAACAUCAGCUCUUAAAGAACACAUGAAGAUCCACACAGAAGAGAAACCGUUCACAUGUGUUCAGUGCGGGACGAGUUUCAGACAAUCAUCAGUCCUUAAUCAACACAUGAUGAUACACACUGGAGAGAAACCGUUCACAUGUGUUCAGUGCGGGACGAGUUUCAGACAAUCAUCAGCCCUUAAUCAACACAUGAUGAUCCACACUGGAGAGAAACCGUUCACAUGUGCUCAGUGUGGGACGAGUUUCAGGCGCUCAUCACACCUAAAUCAACACAUGUUGAUUCACACUGGAGAGAAACCGUUGACAUGUUUUCAGUGUGGGAUGAGUUUCAGACAUUCAUCAACCCUUAAUAUACACAUGAUGAUUCACACUGGAGAGAAACCGUUCACAUGUGUUCAGUGCGGGACGAGUUUCAGACAAUCAGCAGCCCUUGAUCAACACAUGAUGAUCCACACUGGAGAAAAACCACACAAAUGUGAUCAAUGCGACAAAACAUUUUUGAGGGCUUCAAAUCUAAAGAUCCAUCUUACAGUUCAUACAAAGGAGAAACCUUAUUCAUGUUCUUUGUGUGGAAAGAGAUUUACACGUCAGUCAAGUUUAAAAACACAUCAGAAGAUCCACAUUGGUUUAAGAGAGUAUAUGUGCUUUGAGUGUGAGAAGACAUUUAGUACAUCUGGAGAUCUGAAACUGCACCAGAGGAUUCACACUGGAGAAAAACCGUACGCGUGUUCACACUGCGACAAGAGAUUCAGUCAGUUAGGAAACCUGAAAACACAUCAGAGGAUCCACACUGGAGAGAAACCGUACGUGUGUUCACACUGCGACAAGACAUUCAGUCAGUUAGGAAAUCUGAAAACACUGAAACGUCAUCAGAGGAUUCACACUGGAGAG